This is a messenger RNA of Globicephala melas (long-finned pilot whale), 2994 nucleotides long. It is a transcript of the gene STK31, whose product is annotated as serine/threonine kinase 31. Lineage: Eukaryota; Metazoa; Chordata; Mammalia; Artiodactyla; Delphinidae. Gene Ontology annotation, biological process: protein phosphorylation. Gene Ontology annotation, molecular function: ATP binding; protein kinase activity. The record is from RefSeq and is a predicted model, not a curated record.
AUGGAUGAAGAAGUACAUUACAGUAAAGUUGAAGAUGUGAUUGGAAGUCAUGUAGAAGAUGCAGUAACGUUUUGGGCCCAGAGUAUCAGUAGAAAUAAGGAUAUUAUGAAGAUUGGUUGUUCACUGUCUGAAGUCUGUCCCCAUGCCAGUUCAGUUUUUGGGAAACUUGAUCCAAAGAAGAUUUAUGGAGGAUUAUUUUCUGAAGAUAAAUGUUGGUACAGAUGCAAAGUACUGAAAAUAAUCAGUGAUGAAAAGUAUCUGGUGAGAUAUAUUGACUAUGGAAAUAGUGAAAUUCUAAGUCGAUCUGAUAUAGCUGAGAUUCCUUUAGAUCUACAGUUUUCUAGUGUUGCCAAAAAGUAUAGACUUUGGGGACUACAGAUUCCUUCUGGCCAAGAAGUUACCCAGUUUGAUCAGGGCAGAAUCUUUUUGGGGAGCUUGAUUUUUGAAAAGCAAAUAAAAAUGAGAAUUAAAGCAACCUAUCAAGAUGGAACAGUUAUUGCUCAGGCUGAGUAUGGCAGUGUGGAUAUAGGGGAAGAGGUGGCUAAGAAAGGAUUUGCAGAAAAAUGCAAACUUACUUCCAGCACUAACAUCUGUGAGGAAAAAAAAUCGGAUCCUGGUCAGCUUGUCCUCAGGAACCUCAAAAGCCCCAUUCCUUUGUGGGGGCAUAGCUCAAACCAGUCACCUUUCAUCAGGCCAAAGGACCACUUAAGUGGGAGGCUGUCUCUUGACUUGAAGAGUGAAAAUGAUGCAGGAAAUCAUGUGACAUUUCCAAAGGAAAAUUUGGCUGUUGGUGGCUUUAAUUUUGGGUUGAAUGUCAGCCUGGCAAAAAUUAAGCAGGACCAGAAACUGAUUGAAGAAAAUGAAAGGCUUAAAACAGAGAAGGAGGUUCUUCUUGAAAGGUAUAAGGCAUUAGAAUUGAAAGUAGAACAGACUGUCCAGGAGCUUCAGCAAGAGAAAGCAACUACCAUGGAUUUGACUAAACAUUUAGAAAGUACUCUUAAGACUUGUGUAGGUACCAGAAUGAAAAAUCUAGCAGCUAAGGUUGAAAUAUUGAAAGAAAUUAGAUGCGUCAAUAUCAAUGCUCAUUUUGGAAAUGACCUGUCAGAUGCUAUACAAGUGUUGGAUGAAGGCUGCUUUACUCUCCCAGCUUCUCUGAAUGAAUUAGAGAUAAUUUGGGCAGAAUACUCUCUGGCUCAGGGGAAGAUUCAAGCUUGUCAGAAUAUGAAUGAAGGGAAUAUUUUGAUAGCCAAAAGAAAUGAAGUACAACAGAAGCUGUACAUGGCAGUAGAAGUUUUUAUUCUGGAAGUUGAUGAGUUACCUCUUAAUAAACGCUUGAAAACAUUACAGGAUUUGUCAGCCUCUUUAGAAGCAGUAUAUGGACAGGCCAAAGAAGGGACAAACUCUGAAGAAAUACUGAAGAAAUUUUAUGACUGGAAGUGUAAUAAAAGAGAGUUGUUCACCAGCGUUAGAAGUGAAACAGAGGUUUCUCUACAACAUCUUGUAACAUGGUUUCAGAGUACCUUAAAGGCCUUUGAUCUAUCUGUGGAAGAAUCACUGACUUCUGAAGACACAAUUGGUAAUAUUGAUGAAAUCCUAGAGAAGGCUGGGUCAAGUGUCUGCAAAGAGCUGGAGAUAUGUCUGAUUGAGCAAGGUGAUGCAGACAAGGAGAUCACUUUAAAUGCAUAUAGUCAAGUAGUACAAAAGAUCCGUUCAGAGGAAAGGCUUAUUGCCACAGUACAAUCCAAGUACAAGGACAGUGUUGAGUUUAAGAAACAGAUUAUUGAAUGUUUAAAUAAGAGCCCCAAUGUGGAUCACUUGCUGUCCAUUAAAAAGACACUGAAAAGCUUAAAGGCUCGACUGAGAUGGAAAUUGGUUGAAAAGAAUAAUUUGGAAGAAUCCGAUGACCAUGAUGGAUCUGAGAUUGAGGAAAUAAAACAGGAAAUAACUCAGUUGCAGAAUAGUGUCUUUCAGGAAAUUUAUCAUGAGCGGGAGGAAUAUGAGAAGCUGAAUAGCUUGGUACAGAAAUGGUUCCCUGAGCUUCCUCUACUUUAUCCUGAAAUAGGAUUACUUAAGUACAUGAACUCUGGUGGUCUUCUUACAAUGAGCUUGGAAAGGGAUCUUCUUGAUGCUGAGCCCAUGAAGGAACUUAGCGGGAAGCGUCCUUUGGUAUGUUCUGAGGUUAACGGGCAGAUAAUUCUUUUAAAGGGCUAUUCUGUGGAUGUCGACACAGAAGCCAGGGUAAUUCAGAGAGCAGCCGCGUAUCACAGAGCUUGGAGAGAAGCUAAAGAAGAGUCUGGGUUGCUACCAUUGAUAUUCCUAUUUUUGUGUAAGUCUGAUCCUAUGGCUUAUCUGAUGGUCCCAUACUAUCCUAGGGCAAACCUGAGUGCUAUUCAAUCCAGCAUGCCUUUAACUUUAGAAGAAGCUUUAAAGGUCAUGAAAGGUGUUGCCCAGGGCCUGCAUACAUUGCACAAGGCUGACAUAAUUCAUGGAUCACUUCAUCAGAACAAUGUAUUUGCUUUAAACCGUCAACAGGGAAUUGUUGGAGAUUUUGACUUCACCAAAUCUGUGAGUCAGCGAGCCUCAGUGAACAUGAUGAUUGGUGACUUGAGUUUGCUAUCACCUGAAUUGAAAAUGGGAAAACCUGCUUCUCCAAGUUCUGACUUAUAUGCUUAUGGCUGCCUUUUAUUGUGGGACGAUAAUGUCAAAUCCCUCCUCUGUAGCUUGAUCUAUUGUAGAAGUUCAAUGACUGCUGAGCAAGUUUUCAAUGCUGAAUGUUUCUUGCUACCAAAGGGGAAAUCAACUCCAAACUCAGAAAAAGAUACUGAAUACACCCCCAAAAAAGAGGAAGAAUAAUUAAAGGUGGAGAACUUGGAUAAAGAUAAGGAAAAGACAAGAUAUGGUGAAGCCAGCUUUGAUUGAUUAAUAUUCUUUUGUUGUUGCAGAUGUUCCUUUUUAAAACUUUGUUUAGUUUGGUUAAAUAAACAGAAAAAAAUC